CUUUUGCGCCUCAGCGGAUCGGUAAUCGACUUUUUUCUCCUGGCUGUAGAUUUUUGGCUGCUGUGUUUGUUGUGCAGCUAUCAAAACCAUCAAAUCAUGCCCGGUGUCAGCACAGCCGCAAAUAUAAUAAUGUCGUUACCGUGAACAAUAAACGUCAACAGUGUUGUUUUUUUUAACGUGUUUACAGGAUAAUAACGCGUGUAUCGGUGUGGGGAGAGUUUAAUCUGGGCGCCGGGGAGUGUUUGUGCACUGAUCCGAGGCCUUGUCGCAAACCCCAACCGCUCACAAAGUCUCGAGUAACCGUCGGGGAUUUCAUGUUUAACUCGUCGGGUUUUACCUAGAAUUUGUUGUUUUUUUGCCGUCGGAAGAUGGACACCGACAAAUUUAACUAUGUCUACAGUUGUGACUUGGACAUUAACGUCCAACUCAAGAUAGGCAGUCUGGAGGGUAAACGAGAGCAGAAGAGCUACAAGGCGCUGCUUCAGGACCCCAUGCUGCGUUUCUCUGGGCUCUACCAGGAGAACUGCUCCGACCUCUACGUUACCUGUCAGGUGUUUGCUGAGGGAAAGCCCCUCGCCCUGCCUGUUCGCACCUCCUACAAGGCAUUCAGCACACGCUGGAACUGGAAUGAGUGGCUGCGGCUGCCAGUCAAGUACCCAGACCUUCCCCAGAGCGCCCAGGUGGCCCUCACAGUGUGGGACGUCUACGGGCCGGGCAGAGCCGUCCCUGUGGGGGGAACCACUGUCACCCUCUUUGGCAAAUAUGGCAUGUUCCGGCAAGGGAUGCAUGACCUGAAGGUGUGGCCGGGGGUGGAGGGGGACGGAGGGGAGCCCACCACAACACCGGGACGCACCAGCAGCAGCCUGGCAGAGGACCAGAUGGGCAGGCUCGCCAAGCUGACGAAGGCCCAUCGGCAGGGCCACAUGGUGAAGGUAGACUGGCUGGACCGUCUGACCUUCAGAGAGAUUGAGAUGAUCAACGAGAGCGAGAAGCGUAGCUCCAACUUCAUGUACCUCAUGGUGGAGUUUCCCCGUGUCAAAACAAACGAGAAAGAGUACAGUAUUGUCUAUUAUGAAAAGGACGGAGAUGAUGCGUCACCCGUUCUCACCAGCUGUGACAUCGUCAAAGUCCCUGACCCACAGAUGUGCAUGGAGAAUCUAGUGGAGAGCAAGCAUCACAAAUUGGCCCGUAGCCUCCGCAGCGGGCCGUCAGACCACGACCUGAAGCCCAACGCCGCCACACGCGACCAGCUCAAUAUCAUUGUGAGUUAUCCUCCAACCAAGCUGCUGACGUCUGAAGAACAGGACCUGGUGUGGAAGUUCAGAUACUACCUCACCACACAGGAGAAGGCGCUGACCAAGUUCCUGAAGUGUGUGAACUGGGCUCUGCCCCAGGAGGCCAAGCAGGCCCUGGAGCUGCUGGGGAAGUGGAGGCCCAUGGAUGUGGAGGACUCUCUGGAGCUGCUGUCCUCACAGUUCACCAACCCCACGGUCAGACGCUAUGCUGUGGCCCGCCUGCAGCAGGCAGAUGAUGAGGACCUGCUGAUGUACCUUCUGCAGCUGGUCCAGGCCCUGAAGUACGAGAACUUCAGCGACAUCCAGGGAGGACUGGAGCCAGGCAGCAAGAGAGACAGCCAGGGCCUUGGAGAGAGCUCCGCGCUGGGGGACCUGGACAGUUCCCAGAUUCUGGCUGGCCCAUCAGUGCCCUCCUCUGCGCCACAAAAAGGCAAGGAAGGAGCCGACAGCGAGAAUCUGGAGCAGGACCUGUGCACCUUCCUCAUCUCCCGUGCUUGCAAGAAUUCUACACUUGCCAACUACUUGUACUGGUAUGUGAUCGUGGAGUGUGAGGACCAGGACACCCAGCAGAGAGAUCCUAAGACCCACGAGAUGUACCUCAACGUCAUGAGGAGGUUCAGCCAGGCUCUGCUCAAGGGUGAUAAGAGUGUGAGGGUGAUGCGGUCGCUGCUGGCGGCCCAGCAGACCUUUGUGGACAGACUGGUGCAGCUGAUGAAGGCUGUACAGAGAGAGAGCGGCAAUCGCAAGAAGAAGACGGAGCGCCUGCAGGCUCUGCUGGCCGACAACGAGAAGGUGAACCUGUCGGAGAUUGAACCAAUUCCUCUGCCACUGGAGCCUCAAGUCAGAAUUAAAGGCAUCGUCCCCGAGACAGCCACGCUGUUCAAGAGUGCUCUGAUGCCAGCCAAGCUAAUCUUCAAGGCCGAGGACGGAGCCAUGUACACAGUCAUCUUCAAACAUGGAGACGACCUGAGACAGGACCAGCUCAUCCUCCAGAUCAUCUCACUCAUGGACAAACUGUUGAGAAAAGAGAACCUGGACCUGAAGUUGACACCUUACAAAGUGCUGGCCACCAGCACAAAACACGGUUUUAUGCAGUUUGUUCAGUCUGUUCCUGUUGCUGAAGUCCUGGCUACUGAGGGCAACAUCCAGAGCUUCUUCAGAAAGCACGCUCCCAGUGAAAAAGGACCGUAUGGGAUCAGCUCUGAGGUGAUGGACACCUACGUUAAGAGCUGUGCUGGUUACUGUGUCAUCACAUACAUCCUGGGUGUAGGAGACAGACACUUGGACAACCUACUGCUUACCAAGACUGGGAAGCUGUUCCACGUUGACUUCGGCUACAUCCUGGGCCGCGACCCAAAGCCCCUGCCGCCGCCCAUGAAGCUGAGCAAGGAGAUGGUGGAGGGGAUGGGAGGCAUGCAGAGCGAGCAGUAUCAGGAGUUCAGGAAGCAGUGCUACACCGCUUUCCUGCACCUCAGGAGAUACUCCAACCUGAUCCUGAAUCUGUUCUCUCUCAUGGUGGAUGCCAAUAUUCCUGACAUCGCCCUGGAGCCUGACAAGACUGUUAAGAAGGUGCAGGACAAGUUCCGGUUGGAUCUGUCAGACGAGGAGGCCGUCCACUACAUGCAGAGUCUGAUUGAUGAGAGUGUGGGUGCUCUGUUUGCUGCUGUGGUUGAGCAGAUACACAAGUUUGCACAGUACUGGCGCAGAUGAGCAGAGACUGCUGCUGAGAUCAGGAGAACUGGAAUGACGGACACACAGGACCGCAACGGUAGAAACACACGGCCGUACGGCUCUGUACCUACUGAUGCCACGUGUGAGAGAGAAUGAAAGAAACCCCCAUGACACUGUUAAACAGGCCAAGAAUGCACUGCCAACCUUUACUGCAAGAUGGCUAAACAAGGACUCGGAUGCCUUCGUUUGCUCGUGUAUAUAUCGUGUAUAUUAAUAAUUAAAUGAAUGAAAAUGUAUGGCCAAAUAAAAGAAUGUUGAUACAA
This is a messenger RNA of Myripristis murdjan (pinecone soldierfish), 3289 nucleotides long. It is a transcript of the gene pik3c3, whose product is annotated as phosphatidylinositol 3-kinase, catalytic subunit type 3. Lineage: Eukaryota; Metazoa; Chordata; Actinopteri; Holocentriformes; Holocentridae. The coding region runs from base 369 to 3005 and encodes 878 amino acids. The transcript is spliced from 25 exons. The record is from RefSeq and is a predicted model, not a curated record. Gene Ontology annotation, biological process: phosphatidylinositol-3-phosphate biosynthetic process; endocytosis; autophagy of peroxisome. Gene Ontology annotation, molecular function: 1-phosphatidylinositol-3-kinase activity. Gene Ontology annotation, cellular component: endosome; cytoplasm; phosphatidylinositol 3-kinase complex, class III, type I.